AUGGCCGCAAGCGUGGAAGUAAUCGAGCGCAAUGCCGCUAUCAAAGCCCGUCUCUCACAAGUGACAGAUUUGAUAGAAGAGCUCUGUGACCUUUCUAUCGCUCAAGGACAGGACCCGACACUGGACGAAAAUGGACAACGUAACCAGACUCAUAGAGCCGUCGUGGAAGAGGUUUGGAAGCUUCUUUACACCAUUCGGGGCCCUGUGGAUUCCAUUUUCAGCCAUUUUGAGAAUGCAGCCCACACCAGUGCGCUUCGAGCCCUGAUGGAAAUGGGGGUCUUUACUUCUCUGCCUCAAGAUGGCAGUAGUAAAACAGCCGACAGCUUGGCUCAAGAGUUGAGUGUGGACAAAGAUUUGCUCGUUCGACUCCUUAGGAUCACCACAAUUUGGGGUCCAUUCAAGGAAGACGAUAUCGAGACGUACAGUCACACACCUUACUCGCUUGUUUAUCUCAUUCCUGGCCUCCAAAGUACUUUCAAGCUAAUGGCGGAUGAGGGUCACCCGGUCUGGGUGCAAUGGUCCAAGUUCUUCCAAACCCACGGAUGGGUCAAUCCUGUUGACAACGUAAAAAGCCCAUGGUCAUUCAUUCAUGGAACGGGGGACAAAACAGCCUGGGAGUAUCUCGCGCAGUUCCCCGAACGUUUCCAAGCCUUCAAUGAUGCUAUGCAGGCGCAGACCAGCGCCACUGUCUGGACCGUGGAGUUGUAUCCAUUUGCUCAGGCUCUUGCGGAAGUCCCAUCAUCAGCUGAUACGCCUUUGGUGGUCGACAUUGGAGGGGGAAAGGGACUCGCUCUACGACGGAUCCGGGAGCUGGUGGGCAAAGAUGUCACUGGUCGAUUUAUUCUUCAGGACCUUCAGGUGGUGCUGGAUGAUGCCACAACCGAGGAAGUGGCGGGCCUCGAAGUCCAGGCAGUGGAUUUCUUCCAGCCACAGCCAGUGAAGGGAGCUACGGUUUACUAUGUACGUCGAGUGCUACAUGACUGGUCUGAUGAGGUCUGCGUCAACAUCUUGCAGAACAUCGCGACGGCCAUUACCGAUAAGGUCUCACAGCGAGUGGUCAUUGCCGAGAACAUUAUCCCCAGCAAGAAUACUGGGGUCGAGGCCGCUUGGCAGGAUAUGACUAUGAUGGCUCUCGGGGGAACUGAAAGGACUCUCAAGCAAUGGGAGGCGAUGCUGAGCAAGGCUGGAUUCCAGCUUCAUCGAACAUUUAUUGCCCCAGGGACAAACUAUGCUGCCAUUGAAGCUUUUUUGAUAUAG
Penicillium canescens is the source of this 1257-nucleotide messenger RNA. RefSeq lists its product as uncharacterized. Gene Ontology annotation, molecular function: O-methyltransferase activity. NCBI's taxonomy places the organism in Eukaryota, Fungi, Ascomycota, Eurotiomycetes, Eurotiales, Aspergillaceae. The coding region runs from base 1 to 1257 and encodes 418 amino acids. The record is from RefSeq and is a predicted model, not a curated record. The transcript has 5 exons.